Molecule: messenger RNA, 1221 nt
Organism: Mycetomoellerius zeteki
Lineage: Eukaryota; Metazoa; Arthropoda; Insecta; Hymenoptera; Formicidae
Product: tetratricopeptide repeat protein 12
Exons: 4
Coding region: 436-1209 (257 amino acids)
Biological process (GO): axonemal dynein complex assembly; sperm axoneme assembly
Cellular component (GO): centrosome; cytoplasm
Molecular function (GO): protein binding
Source: RefSeq, a predicted model, not a curated record
UUGUUUGUUUACGUUAAACAAGAAUGAAACGAUUCAUCGUGUCACAUAGUGUCUGACUGUGUCCUUGUGAUGGAAAGCACCAUGUGUCUCUUGCUGGAGAGCACCCUAUGUAUAUUACAAAUAAGCUGAUUUGCAGAUGUGUCCUGAUAUCACUCAAAAUGACAUUUGAACACAUUCCGACUCUCUUUGCCAACAGAGUUGAAAAGUAUGAUUGAAUUUAAACAAAAUUAUAAAUAAAUGGAAAGCGACGUGUGUUAACUUUGUGUUAAAAAUGUCAAUUAUAUUAAAAAGAAAGCAGCCAUAGUAGAUAUGUAGCGUAACAAACCAUAGCAACUCUGUUAUAUAGCCGUUUCCUUGGAAGCAAACUUGACACUUCUCCUUAUAAUAGCUCACACAAAAGAUUUUUGCAAUUGUUCCUACGAUUUUACAUAAAGAAUGGAUAUGAAGAAUAAAGUAAGUUGUGAUAAAAUAGAACAGACAAAUGAUAUUGUUAAUAAAUUAAACCCUGAUAGACAUGUAACAGAAGAAGAGUUUCAAAAUUUCAUGCAUCGUGUCACUGAAGUGGCAUCUUUCGAUCAACAAGAGCAAGAAUGCGGGAAAAAGUUAGCCGAUGAGAUGUUAAAACAAGGUGUUAAAAAAGAAAUCUAUGGAGACGGCGAGAUAAAAGUUAAAACCGAUCGGUCAAUAAUUAAUAAAUAUCCGUCAAAGGAACAUGAUUCAAAUAAUGAUCCGAAUCAAAUGUCGCGAGAGAUAUUCAUGAAGAGCGUGGAAAACGACGCUAAAAAACGAGCUGAAGAACGUAAGAUUAGAAAUGAACGAGCGGAAACAUUAAAGAGAAUUGCAAACGGUGCAUUUAAAGAAGGCGAUUACGAAAAGGCCGUGACUUAUUAUAGUAAAGCAUUGGAACAACGUAAAGAUUCUGCUGUAUUAUGGAAUAAUCGCGCGUUAUCAUAUGUGAAUCUCGGAUUAUUUGAAAAAGCCUUGCACGACUGCGAGUGGACGUUAAAACUGAAUGCCUCAAACUUAAAAGCUCUUUUAAAUAGCGCUAAAUGUUAUAUGCAUCUUAGGAACAGGGAGAAAAGUAAAGAAUGUAUACAGAUAGCCAAAGAAAAGAAUCCUCAUUUCAACAAAUUUAUCGAUGAAUUUCAAGAAAAUAUAGAGCUUCAAUUUAACAAAUCCAACGUUCAGAUAAUCAAUGAUGAAAUAUAGUAGCUUCUUUCU